Molecule: messenger RNA, 1021 nt
Organism: Cherax quadricarinatus
Lineage: Eukaryota; Metazoa; Arthropoda; Malacostraca; Decapoda; Parastacidae
Gene: Dim1
Product: thioredoxin-like protein Dim1
Biological process (GO): mRNA splicing, via spliceosome
Cellular component (GO): spliceosomal complex; U4/U6 x U5 tri-snRNP complex; U5 snRNP
Source: RefSeq, a predicted model, not a curated record
CUCUAAACCUUGAUGGCCUUUAACAACCCCAACAACAUCAACAACACGUCUCCUGAAGAAGAAAUUCCCGUCAUUUCCUGCAUUUUUAUUAUAAAUAUUUUGUUAUUAAUAGUUUGUUAGUGUGUUUAUUGAGGCAAGAUGUCGUACAUGCUGCAACAUCUGCACAAUGGGUGGCAAGUGGACCAGGCAAUACUCAGUGAGGAGGACAGAGUCGUGGUGAUCCGCUUCGGCCACGACUGGGAUCCAACCUGCAUGAAAAUGGAUGAAGUGCUCUACAACAUUGCUGAAAAAGUGAAGAACUUUGCUGUCAUAUAUUUAGUGGAUAUUACUGAGGUGCCAGACUUCAACAAAAUGUACGAAUUGUACGACCCCUGCACGUGCAUGUUUUUCUUCAGGAACAAGCAUAUUAUGAUUGAUCUUGGUACUGGUAACAACAAUAAAAUCAACUGGGCCUUGGAAGACAAGCAAGAGAUGAUUGAUAUCGUGGAGACGGUGUAUCGUGGAGCACGCAAAGGAAGAGGUUUAGUGGUGUCUCCAAAAGAUUAUUCAACAAAAUACAGAUAUUGAAAGUUUGUCAGUUUUUGUGUUUAUUUUUUUGUAUACAAAUGUUUGAUUACUUUAUUAGUGGUAAGACUUUUUAUUUUAGAAAUUGUAUCUGUAAGGUCAUAUGAUAAUAACCUGGAUAAUUCUGGAUUAUAAUAAAUUUCAUCUAUUGCAAAAGAGUAUUCUUAUUAAAUUUUAUUUGCUAAUUGAUUAACUAACUGUAUACAUAUUAAUGCAAUGAGUUGGGAAUACAGCAGAGCCAAAAGUCAUUUUUGGGGGGCCUUUUUUUUUUUUCUUAGAAAAGUAUUUAUAAUUUUUGCAUACAUGUAUAUGAUACAGCAUGUAAAAUGUGUGUCAAAACAAGUAAAGAGCUUAAUGUAUUCCUCUGUAAUCAGUAAUUGUCAUUAUUUUCUCCCUAACUUUUAUUUUUAUGUAAAUGACUAUGAUACAAUAAUAAUAAAGUAUCAAUAAUAUUCAA